CACCUCGGCCACGAUUGGAGCUACGUUACGUUCCUCCCACAGUCGCUGGUUCCUUACGUGCCCUCCUUGUGCCUAUGAUCGAUGCCUUGCUUGCAAUCACGAGCAAGAUAUGUAACCAGUCCUCCCUGGAUGGUUGCCUCUCGCGUGAGGUGUGUCGGUGGUGUGUGAAGACACAUUGUAGCUCACAUAUCGAGCUUCAAAUCAUGUGGCAUGUUGGCUGGCCAGUGUAGGUGGCCACAGUGGUGACCAGAGCGGUGACCAGAGCUCACAGUGGUGACCAGAGCGGUGACCACAGCCCACAGUGGUGACCACAGCCCAUAGUGGUGUCCAGUCACAUUUCCGUACUGUGUGGGAGUGGUUGGUGAGUGGGCGGUGGGUCUGGAGGUCGUGUUGGCGAGUGAUGAUCUCAGAUCAAACUGAUCUCAGUGCUCCAGAAGCCUAACGUGUAUUUUCAUUUAUUUACGAUUGAAAGUGUUAAUAUGUGAUAUUACCUUCGAGUGAUAAAUGCUGUUGAAAGUGCAACCUUUGUGUAUAUUUGCGAGUAAAUGCUAAGCACUACUGCAAACAGUGUGAGAGGCGACUAAACCAUUAAGAGAGAGGUGCGAGGAAGAUCACCACAGCCACUUGUGGCCAGAAGUCAUCAUGCCAGGCGUGGUGAUGAGGGCGUGUGGUUGGUGGUGGUAGAGAGCGGACAAGAGAGGCUAACCCCCGCUCCUUCAACAUGGCCAAGUACCGCUAGGCUCGCCACCACCACACACCUGAGCCACCACCACACACCUGAGCCAUGCCCUCCACGGCCCCUCCACCUGACAGGUACCUCAACUACAAGCGACCUGGCUCCAGGCGCUCCAGGGUCAACUACAACUACAAGUACCGGCGGGCAUCAUGUCCUCUUGCCUUCGAGGAAGUCUCGCCCCACACACUCUUAAGGUCUCGGAGCGCGGUGAUGGAGGACGGCGUGAGUGUGAGCUCGGCCUCCGGGUCCGUCUCUGUCGCUGGGUCGUCGACGGCCUCCAGCGUCGGGGAGGAGGUCGUCCUCAGGAUCAACGUGCCCGAACUCAAGGUGGAGAAGUGCCUCCAGUUCCACAAGGAUGACCUGGUCUGGGACGUGAAGCAGCAGGCGCUCGCCGCCCUUCCCAAGGUGGCGCUGUGGUACCGGGAGCUGAGGGAGAGCUUCAACUACGGGCUCUUCUGCCCGCCCCAGAAUGGCCGAGCUGGCAAGUUCCUGGACGAGGAGCGACCUCUGGGCGACUACCCCCUACCCAGCCCUAUCGGCUACCUGGAGCUGAAGUACAAGCGACGGGUGUACAAGAUGCUUCACCUGGAGGAGAAGGCGCUGCGGGCCCUACACACCCGCGCCAACCUCCGCCGCUUCGUCGACUACGUCAAGGAGAACAACGUAGAGAAAGUCAGCAAGAUGUGCGCCAAGGGACUCGACCCCAACUUCCACUGUCAAGAUACCGGAGAGACGCCGUUGUCGCUGGCGGCGCGGGUGAAGAAGCCCUCGAGGAUGGUGGUGUCCGUGGUCAACGGUGGCGCCCUACUCGACUACCGCACCAGGGACGGCGUCACCGCUAUGCACAGGGCAGUCCAGGCCAACAACUUCGAAGCUGUCAAGACCUUGCUAGAUCUUGGAGCAUCACCAAACUACCGAGAUACCCGUGGUUUAACGCCAUUAUAUUAUUCUGUAACCCAUGCUACUGAUCCACUACUUUGUGAGGCUCUACUACAUGACUAUGCUGUGAUAGGGGCCUCUGACAACCAGGGAUGGCAGGAGACCCAUCAGGCUUGUCGAAACAAGAUGGUGCAACAUUUAGAACAUCUCCUUUUUUAUGGUGCUGAUAUGAAUGCUCAGAAUGCCUCUGGCAACACUCCUCUUCAUGUUUGUGCUGUCAACAACUUAGAAGAUUGUGCCCGCGUCUUACUCUUUAGAGGGUGCAAUAAAAAUGCCAUUAACUAUGCCAACCAGACUCCUUAUCAGGUUGCAGUCAUUGCUGGAAAUAUGGAACUUGCUGAAGUGAUAAAAAAUCAUAGUUUAGAUGAUGUUGUUCCGUUCAAGGAGCCACCUAAAUACAAUCCAAACCGUCGCAUUUCUGGAGCUCCACUCUCCCGCACACAUUCAGACCCUAGGUUGGAAGUCAGUGCUCUAACAAAGCCACCGUCGCCUUCUCCUUCUAGUAGAUCCAUUCCACCCUUCAGCUCUGCUUCCUCCUUGAGCGAGACGUCAACAGGCAGCAGCUCCACGUGCACACAUCCAAGUGAAAUGGAUUCCGAAGAGUGUGCCAGUGCUCUAGGUUCAGCAAGUCUGAAUGCUGCAGGUGUGGACUGUUGCGAUAUGGUGAGCGACAGCUCCGGCGUGUGUACGUCAAAUAGUGGCAGUGCAGAAAGUUAUGAUGCUACCCCUACCGACAUCACUCAGUUUAACAUGGGCAUGCUGGUUGUUUGCUUACACCAGUACACUCCACAUAAACCAGGACAUCUUGACAUAAAUGCUGGAGAUAUUUUGGAAGUAACUGGAAGCACAGAUGAUGGUAUGUUAGAAGGAGUGCUGCGAGGAAUUACAGGCCUUUUUCCACCACACUGUGUCCAAGAAGUGCGCUUACGUAACCCUCAAGCUGUAAGAGAAUCCUUGAUUGCUCCUCAAGUGGCAAGAGUUCAGGGAAGACGAGAGUUGAUGAUUCAGCAGCACUAUGGUACAGCACCACGAAUUAGGAAACCGAUAAAUGAGCCACGAACUGUUGUCCUACAUCGUGGCAAGAAGGGCUUUGGCUUUGUGUUACGUGGAGCAAAAGCAACAUCUCCUCUCAUGGAGCGACCCAAUGAGCGAGGUCCAGCCCUCCAGUAUUUAGAUGAUGUGGAUCCAGGUGGUGUAGCUGAUCUAGCUGGGCUCAAAAAGGGUGACUACUUAGUGAAGAUUAAUGGUGAAGAUGUAUCACAAGCCUCGCACGAGCAUGUUGUGACAUUAAUACGUAAAUCGGGUGAUCUGGUCCAGAUGAUGGUAGUAACUCCAACUCCAAUCACCUUUAUGACACACAAGCCACCAAUUGGCAACUUGGGAACUAUCAGACGUGGGUGCCAGACACUCCCUCGAAAACUCCAUGCAGUGCGGUCGUCCCAAGCCCCCCCUGCACCCCCCCCAAGAGAUCCCAGAACAACCUUAAGUGUUGGACGAGCAAGAGCUAAAUCUAUGGUGGCUGGACUACACGACAUUGAAGCACUGGAUGCCAGCAUGCGGGAAAAUGGAGAUUUGAUGUCUCGUUCAGCUGGCCAUUUCCCAGGUGGGGGACAAAAUGGAGGAAGUUACCAUGGUGGGAGCCAUUAUGGUACUCCACAAGGUACUCCUACAUUGGGCACUCCUGCGGGUACUCCUCCUGGGCUCAAGGUUGCAUCUAUCAAAGUUAGACCUUCCUCAAAGCGCAUGACGGCUGCGGAGGUUGAGGAUAUGUUGCAUACGUCUGGUUCCCUUCCUUCUUCACCCCCGAGCACCCCAACCGGUCGUCAACCAAAAGUGUAUGCAAGUGUAGCAGAGAUGAAGAAGGCAAAGGCACUGAAGGCUCGGCAGGCCAUAGACCUCAGCAGACUACACAAGGAUUUCCAUUCCACUCCAGACCUCAAGGCCGGGGUCACGGCCUCUCAGCUGGCCCUCACUAUCGAGGAGAAGCGCAGAUCUAUAUCACAGGAAGACCUCUUUGUCACAGCAUUAAACGAACGCAAUUCACGACACUCCCUUGCAUGUCCGCCACACCGCUCGAGCACAUUGGGGAGGACCAUGGUGGGAUCUCUAGAGUCUAAAGAAUCAUGGAAUAGUGGUGAAGAUGGGACAGAAGAAGAAAGCAGUGAUUCUCCAAACUGUUCUCCAGGACCCAUUGAAUAUCGAAUGUUGAGACGAUCACAGUCUGCUGUUAAUACAGCUAUGCUUCGCAAAGCUGGACUUCAUCCUCCUCCAACUCAUCCUCCUCCCCCACCACCACUUGGACAGCUUGUUAAAGUUGAUAUUAGUAGAUCCAAAAGUGACUAUGCAACAGUUGGCCAAGCACCAUCAACUCCAGAGUCUGUGCCCAUCUCUCCACUUGUACAGUCUAGUUUCCGACCUUCGGACUGUGCAAAGUUAUAUGCAUCACCCGAGGAAAUUAAGGCUGUUGGUUAUCGUAGUCCAGAUAUGAUGGCUGCUCUAAAUCGUAAAAAUAAUGGUGUUAAAACACGUUCUCAAAGUUUGCCACCAAGUACCAAUAGACCCAGUGUUCAAAGGGGCUCACCUGAUAAGGAGUCUUCUCUUGAUUCUGGGAUAUAUUCAACCACAUAUUCAACUUUUCGAGGUACAGAGAGUGAAAACAGUAGAAAUCAAGAGUCUCCAUCAUCUGUUAGUUCGCAAAAGACAUCGGUUAGUGAUCCAGUCACAUAUGCAAGACCAAAGAAUAAUAAAAGCAUACAUGAACUUAAAGAUGCAGGUUCUCCUAAUAAAGCAUAUACUGGACCAGGAUCUGUUGCUUCUCCUGUCCCUGAUAUUCCUGAACCUGACUAUAGUUCAGAUGAAGAUCACACAUACAAUUCUCAAGAUGAUUCACAAAGCAAAAAGACUAGAACAUUAAAGAAGAAAAAGCAAUCUGUUGCUUUUUCACCAAACUUGGUAACUGCUGAUGAGCCAUCAGAUGUACUUCCAUAUGAAUCAUCCGACAUACCUCACUAUGCAGCUCCAGCCAAGAACCCAACGCCUCUCGGUGGCAACUUUAAGGAAAUGAUUGCUCAGAAAGCAGCAGAGAGACAAGCGCGGCAAGACGAUGGAACUGAAGGUUCAAGGUCUGCUACAUCUAGCCCCAAUAAGAAAGUUAAUGGUAAUGGUAAUGGAAAAGGCAUCUCUGAUGUAAUUCAAGAGUCAGCAUUAUUUAAUAAGCAAAAAGAAAAGACUAUCCCAAUUGGAGCUAAAGUGAGACCUGUUCCUUCUAUGCAGAGAGAAGACUCUAAAUCUAAGAUGAAGAACUCUCAUUCUUGUCCCACUGAGUUUCUAGAGGAUGGUGACAAUUCAUCAAGUGGAGUUAGCUCUGACCAAGAUGUUCAUCCAGAGUCUAAUUAUGUAACUGUUAUUAACACAGAGUCUGACACCAUCUCUGCAAAUAAUUCAGAGAGAUUUGGUUGUCAUGGUUCUAGAGACGACAGUUCCGAGGCUUCGGAGAGUUCUGAUGAGGCUAGUGACCGCACAUGGAUUUUAACCAAUGAAAAGGGAGAUAGAAGUGACUCUGGCAAGGACAGCGACAGCAAUGGAUCUCGCAGAACAGGCACACUUACUAGAAAUGCAGUGUCAUUGGUGAAGUUACCUCCCCCACAAGAAACAACUGAACCAGAUGUAGAAGCAGAAUUAGAAGUGGGACAAGCACGCAUCAUGUCCCAAUCAGUUGAUCAGGACACUAUUAGCACACUGUCUUCACUGAGUAGCUUAUCGUCAGGUUCUGGUAGUACAGGGGAAAGAGAGAGGCAGCAUCUACCCCACAAUGUUCCAGUAUCUGUUUCUGCUCAGAUGAGAGCCACUCUUCCUAGACUCUCGUCUAGUUCUUCAGGUUCCAGAGCCAGUUAUACUCCUCCAGUUAGUCAAGCAAUUAAAGCUACAAUUGGAGGAUCACUCAAUCGUAGCAGGUCUGCCUCUAGAGAUCAACACUGGGGUCCUGAUGGUGACAUGCAUCCUUUUAGGGAGAAGAGUGCACCUCCCACAUCUCGUUGCAGUUCUUCUGAUAGGAAUAUCUAUAAGAAAAGUACGAAUGUUGACACGGGAGAAGCAGAAUAUGAACGAAGUAUUGAAGAGUCCCUCCAGUUAAUUCGCAUGCAUAUGGAUUCCUUAAAUGAAGUAAACUCAUUGGCAGGAGUGUCAUUACCAGAACAAGCUGGUGGUGGUGGUAGUGGUGGUGAAAUGGUUCUUGCACCACCCCCAGAAUUUUGUGACAUGUCUUUAGGUGAACCCCAGAACAGGAGAAACAAGACAGUUAUUCAUAUAUCUAGUGAUGAUUAUGAUUCCCCAGGAAAUGUCAUGGGAAGUAGGCAUAGAGAUAGAGAUGAAGAUGAAAUGCCAGGUUUCAGGCGUAAAACUCUCACUGAAUGGACAACACGUGACACAACUGAGUGGCUUGAAAGUAUCUUUAUGCCCGAGUACAAAGAUUCUUUUGAGGAACAAGAUAUUGAUGGUAGAAAAUUAAUGGGUAUAAACAAUGAUACACUUAUUAAUUUGGGAGUGAGAAGAGUUGGACACAGAGUCAACAUGGAAAAAUCUCUAAAACGAUAUAAACCUACUGAAAGAAUUGAUCUUUGAGUUCAACAAAUCAUCAUCGGGCUAUUUACUAAAAAUACAUUAAACAUGUUAAGAAAUAUGAGAUUAUGUGGUUCUUGUGAUGUAUUAUACUCUUGGCAUUAUGUCAUUAUUAUGAUUGGUAAAUUUUCCACUGAAAUUAGAAAUGAUCAUAUGACUCAUGUAGGUGGCUAUACAUCGAUGAAACCCUCAGGUUUACCGAAAAAUAUUUUUCCUGGAGAUAACCUUUUGUCCAUUUUAUAUUCACAAGUUUUCAUGAUCAUUUUUCAUGAGCCCUUCAUUCGUCAUUCAGAAUAGUUUUGAGUGUUUCGAAGACAUAGUUGUAACCUUUUCACUUAUAACGUCCAACUUGUAAACAUUAUUGAAAGAGUAGACAAUAACCAAAUAGAAACCUUAUUCUUUGUUUAAGACAGUGAUUUUGAAUUUUCUCAAAAUCCAUUAUGUAUUUAUAUUCUUUGAUAGUUUAAAGCCAGAGGAUUUCCUUUUCAUGGCUUUUUAAAACUAUGAAUUCAAUAAUGUAUAAAUCUUAAGAGAUUGAUUAAAUGGGGUUAUAUCAGGCAGGCGCAUAGUUCUAUCAUUGGUAUAAAAAUUAGUGAUGAAACUAAUGUUUAUUCACAUGUAAAAAAGAAAAUUACAAACAUUAGACCUAGAUAUUGUAUAACACUGAACAUUAUCCUCCAUGACAGCAAAUUAUCAGUCUGCUUCUCUCCUCUCUUUGUCCAGCUGGUCAGGUCAGAGCAAGCAGCUGGUUGGAAGUUUUCAUCAUAUAGGUCUUUGAUAUUUACUUAUUAUGGUCACAAAAUAUUCUUGCAUGUUAGGUGGUCGUCAUUUCAUGCUGUGUGGCCAUUGAUAUGCUAGGUACUUGCCAAUGCACACUAGGUGGCCAUCGAUGCAUGCUAGGUGCCCAUCAAUACAUGCUUGGUGAUCAUCAAUACUCAUUGUGUGUUGCAACUACUGACUUUUUAUACCUGUAGUAUUUUAUAUAUAUAAAUAUAUAUAUAUAUGUAGCAUAACUAUUAUGUACCAGGCUGUUUAAAUAACUUCUGCCGAAGAUAAAGAAAGAAGGAAAACUUAAGUAUUUCUGGAUUAUAAAUAAACAUAUGUGUUUGUACAAAGAAGCUGUUGAUAGUGUAAAUACUGCAGUCGUAUCAUAAACUUCAUUUGACACAAUAAGUAAUGCAUAAAUGUGUAUAUAUGGUUCUCUUUUUGCUAGUAAAUAUUGUCUAAUCUGUUUCUGCCAACCCAUUUUGUGUGCCAAAUGCUUCACUGCAAGAAAUGAAAUGUAUUCCAGAGAGCUGGAGUGUGAUGAAGCUCACAUGAUCAGAAAUAGCUCCACUAGUAUGAGUGUGAUAAUGAGCCAGAAAUAUCAAUUUGCAAUCAUAUAAAACAUUUAAAUGACAAAGGAGAUGAGAGACCCAAAAAGUGGGUAGUAUUUUUCUUAUUGUGUGAAUUUUUUUUUAGAAAGGUUUAGGAGAUUGAAACAAAUUUGAAUUUGACAGUGAAGUUUAUAUUGAUAUGAUAGAAAUAGGGUCCAAUAACAAUGAAAGUUAAAUUAAUAUAUUUGAAGCUUGUGAACUCUUCACAGCUGGAGCAGUUUCUGCAUGGACAAUCUAGUAGAAACAUGGUCAAUCUAGAAUUGAAGUUUUGAGCAAAUACUACUAGCUAUGAAAUUCAGAUUUUGUACAGUGAUAAGUAUUUCAGAUGGCUCGUCUGCAUGGUUUGCCAUAUUGUCCUCUGAUUGGCAGUCCUCAAUGAACCCUGUGAUUGGUAACUAAGCUGUGCUCAAAGUGAGUUUGGCAUUUAGAGCUAAUAGCAUACUUCAGUAAGGCUUCUUGCUCUGUGUUCUUGAAAAAUUAAGCAUCAUUGGUGCUUUUGGUGAUAGUGUGUCUUGUGCUUUUUUUUCCUCUCUGAUUUUUGGCAAUAUUGAUGGUGCUGAUCAAUUUUUAAAAUAUUUAUAUUUUUGUUUGACAUACUUUUUUACUAAAAAAUCACAGGAAAUUAGGCUUAUUGAAAUAAUGCAUAGAGCUGAGCAGGGGCUAAUCUGAUGACUUGUUUUGAUAGAUCCAUUAAUGCUGUCCUAACACUACCGUCUAGUCUUGUCCGCUGGAGGAGCUAACCAUUUCUAUGCGGAUUUUUCCUAAAUACAAAAUUGUUUACAAAUUUUAAUUAUUUAUCCAGAGAUAUGUAUGUGCAUCUGUGCUCAAUAAAGUUUAAUACUUUUAA
This is a messenger RNA of Procambarus clarkii (red swamp crayfish), 8515 nucleotides long. It is a transcript of the gene Prosap, whose product is annotated as prosap. Gene Ontology annotation, cellular component: dendritic spine; postsynaptic membrane; postsynaptic density. The record is from RefSeq and is a predicted model, not a curated record. Gene Ontology annotation, molecular function: synaptic receptor adaptor activity; ionotropic glutamate receptor binding. Lineage: Eukaryota; Metazoa; Arthropoda; Malacostraca; Decapoda; Cambaridae.